AUGGGGGAAUGGGAGGAAAAGAAAAAUCAAGAGGAGAGGGGGGGUGGGUUGGGUUUUGGGGAUGAAAAUACAGAAGGAGGAGGUGGGGGGAAGGGUCUAUGGGGGUGGGGGAUUGGUCUGGGAGUAAAAGAUGGUGGUCAUGGGGGAAUGGGAGGAGGAAAGGAGGAGAUGGAAGGGGUUGGCAUUAGUGGUGGUGAAAGAGGUGGUGAUGAAGGUAGAGGUGGUGGAGGUUGA
Molecule: messenger RNA, 234 nt
Organism: Prunus armeniaca (apricot)
Lineage: Eukaryota; Viridiplantae; Streptophyta; Magnoliopsida; Rosales; Rosaceae
Source: the annotation of a GenBank genome assembly